CCCUUCGCCAGCCACGGGGCCAACCCCUGGGCCAAGGUCGCCAGCUCCAAGUUCACCCGGGACUUCAUCCUCAUCUCUGAGUUCUCGGAGCAGGUGGGGCCCCAGCCCCUCCUGACCGUCCCUGAUGACGCCAAGGUGUCGGGCACUUUCGACCUCAAUUAUUUCUCCCUUCGGAUCAUGUCCGUGGAUUACCAGGCUUCCUUCGUGGGGCACCCUCCCGGCUCGGCCUACCCGAAGCUGAACUUCGUGGAGGAUUCCAAAGUGGUGCUGGGGGACUCAAAGGAAGGGGCCUUCGCGUACGUCCACCACUUGACCCUCUACGACCUGGAAGCCCGGGGUUUCGUCAGGCCUUUCUGCAUGGCCUACAUUUCUGCUGACGAGCACAAAAUCAUGCAGCAGUUUCAGGAACUCUCUGCUGAGUUCUCCAAAGCCUCCGAAUGCCUGAAGACAGGGAACAGGAAAGCUUUUGCUAACGAGCUGGAAAAGAAACUGAAAGAUCUCGACUACACCAGGACUGUCCUGCACAACGAAACUGAGAUACAGAAGAAAGCCAACGACAAGGGGUAUUACACCACCCAAGCCAUCGAGAAAGCCAACGAGCUGGCCAGCGUGGAAAAGUCCAUCAUCGAGCACCAGGAUCUGCUGAAACAAAUCAGGUCCUAUCCCUACAGGAAGCUGAAGGAGUCCGACUUCCAUCCCUACGAGCCGGAGCGUGUGCCGGAUGCGGCCGGCGCCGGCUGCGAGCGGGACCUGGCUGCCUCCGACCCCGCCGAGCCCGGCGAAACACACCUUUAUGUGCCAUCCUAUACCCCCAAGCUCAUCAAGGCGAAGUCCGCCAAAUGCUUUGACAAGAAGCUGAAGACGCUGGAGGAGCUCUGCGAUAUUUAUUUUUUCACCCAGACCCUGGACCAGUUGCAUCAGAUCGAGCGGACGUUCAGAGGGGACGCGUGCUACCUCCUGACGGAGCAGAUCAGCAGGGCGCUCUUAAAGCAGCAAAGCGUAACGAACUUUCUCUUCGAGGAUGUGUCUUUUCUGGAUGAAAAACCGCCUGAAAAACGGUACAGAGGCUGCCAGGGUCGAGAUGCCAUCGACAGAAAGUGUUUGGAAGAGUCCCUGGCUCCUAAAGUGGUGAUCAGCCUGGGAUCCUACAAGUCCAGCGUGGAGUGCGUGCCCAUCAAGAUGGAGCAGGAAAUCGAGGACUCCCAGGAGCCUAAAAUGACCGAGUCCGUCCCGUUCGAACCCCAGGAGAACCUGGACUACCUCGAUGCGGAUAUUAAAGGCAGCAUCAGCAGCGGUGAGAGCAUCGAGGUUCUCGGGACAGAGAAGCCCGCGUCCGGCCUGACGAAGUCGGAGAGCCAGGCCAGCCUCCCCGUCAGCCCCAGUCCCCAGGCGGGCAGGAGCAAGGUGGGCAGCCGGCGCACCGUCAGCGAGGACAGCAUCGAGGUUCUCAGCACCUGUCCCUCUGAGUCGCUCAUCCCCGAGGAUUUCAAAGCGAGCUACCCAAGUGCCAUUAACGAGGAACCGUACGCGGAUGAUGAAGAGGGAGGCCUCCGUUUCACCCCGAAGCUGAACCCGGACCGCGCCGACGAGCAGGAGGGCGUUUUGAACCGGGAAGACUUAGCACAGGUCGAUUCUGCCUGCUGUAUCGGGAAGGAGAGUCCCAGCUUCCUCGAGCCUCUGCCCGAGCUGGGCCAGAAGCCCUGCGACGAGGACGGGGUGGUGCGGAUCCCCCCCCAGCCCGACCGGCCGGCCCCCGCCAUCUCCUCCCUGCUCAGCGGCAGGACCCUGGUCGUGCUGGGGGAAGAGGAAGCCAUAGUCAAGAAGCUCGUGACGGCGCUCUCCAUCUUCGUGCCAAGCUGCGGCGCUUACGCCAAGCCUGUGAAGCACUGGGUCACUUCCCCUCUGCACGUGGUGGAUUUCCAGAAGUGGAAGCUGAUUGGGCUCCAGAGGAUGGCCUCGCCCGCCGGGGUGAACGUGCUGCAUGCCCUGAGCCGCUACAGCCGGUACGUCAGCGUUCUGGACGCCGACAGUAAGACUCUCCGCUGCCCGCUUUACAAAGGCACCUUGGUGUCCCGGCUGGCAGACCACCGCACGCAGAUCAAACGAGGAAGCACCUACUAUAUGCACGUCCAAAGCGUCCUCACCCAGCUGUGUUCGAAAGCCUUCCUCUUCACCUUCUGCCAUCAUUUGCACCUUCCCAUCAGUGAAAGGGAACCGGAGGAAUCCGUCGUGAAUCGCCGGAUGAACUUUCUGAAGCUGCAACUGGGCCUUGCCAACGAAGAUCUCAAAAUUGUGCAGUAUUUAGCUGAGCUGCUGAAGCUGCAGUACAUUCAGGAACCCGGCCGGGGGGUCAGCCCUCUGCUCAGGUUUGACUAUGUCCCCAGCUUUUUGUACAAAAUCUAG
This is a messenger RNA of Opisthocomus hoazin, 2403 nucleotides long. The record is from RefSeq and is a predicted model, not a curated record. NCBI's taxonomy places the organism in Eukaryota, Metazoa, Chordata, Aves, Opisthocomiformes, Opisthocomidae.